Messenger RNA from Lathyrus oleraceus (garden pea), 3231 nucleotides. RefSeq lists its product as uncharacterized. The record is from RefSeq and is a predicted model, not a curated record. Lineage: Eukaryota; Viridiplantae; Streptophyta; Magnoliopsida; Fabales; Fabaceae. The coding region runs from base 768 to 3047 and encodes 759 amino acids. The transcript has 7 exons.
AAACAUAAACAUUGGACAGAUGUUAAUGUUAUUGUGGGCACACAGAUACACACACAUGCCUCAUUCUUCAACUUCACAAUCACACCCCAAUUUCAUUUCCAUCACCUAAUCCACCACCCCUUAUCUCUCACCUUCUGCAAUUCCAACGACCCAACAGAAAAAAAUUGUUUUUCGAAUACCCUUUUGCUUUAUUUAUUUGAUCGGAAGGUUGAAUUGCAGAAGGGUUAUUUAUAUGAUUUAUCUCCUGGUUUCUUCUGUUCUUCGUUGAUGAAAACUCAAGAGCUUGAGGGGUUUCCAUUUUCUUUUCAUCAAGGCAAUGAAUUGGUAUCCACUAUGGAUUGUUUGGGCUUCAUCUGCUGCAAGUAUGGAGAUCGAGAGAUUUGCUCCGUCUGCAGUUCUUGGAUAUAUAACAUCAUGUCUUUGAUGACAUAUUCUGUAUGCCAUGCAAAAGAAAUGACGGUUGCAAUGUCUAAAACUCGGAUUCCUCUGAUAUUUGCGUAGCAUUGUAUGAGAUUCUUAGAUGGUUUAGAAUUACUUGAUUUGUAUGAUAGCGUUCCAAUUGUAGUUGUUAAUAGGUAGCAUUAGUAGUUGAGUUCUUAAACUUGUAAGCGAAUAGGUAGAUUGUAGUUUUUAGUUGUCUGGUAAAGGGGAAGAUGGUGAAAUGAACAUGUAAGAUCUUGCCGAGGGAUUGCAUUGAUAGUCUUGAGUAAGUUUUUCAUCUUUUUAGCAGUAGAUAAGUUUGGUAUUUAGUGACAUAGAUAUUAAGGAUGGGUUUGCCACAAAUAAUACCUCAAGGUGAAGCUUCUGAAAAGAAUGAGCAUUUUGGGGUGGUUUCAACUGGCUCGCCUCAGUUUUCGGACGCAAGUCCCUCUGCUAUAAGCAGCAUGAGUAAUGUUAACACUCACGGGUAUGCUGCAUGUACCGUUGGAUCCUCGUUUGAUGGUUUUCCCAAGAAUGCCUCGUUAGAAAGGUCAAUUGUUUCUGAUAAGACAUUUUAUAGAGGAGCAAUGGAAGUCACUCCCAAUGUCCACGGUUUGAAGAUUGAUACAACAGAUAUAAGUACUCUCCCUGCUUCAAAAAGUGAGCGAAGGGUUCACACUCCUGCUUCCAGGGUUGUUGGUUUUGAAUCAGGUAGAACAAGUUCUUUAGCUGAUGGAUUCACCGAUGUUCCGUCUGGAAAUAUCCAUUCUUCUUUUGCUAGUAUCUCAGCCAAUGACACCGAAUCCGCCACUUCAUUGGUUAGGAAGCGGCUUUUAUCUCCGCUGAGCAGUAUGCUCUCCCCAAGUCAUUUCAAAGGCGAUUCUCUUGAUAUAGGACGCAGAAAUAUUGAGCCUUUCUCCCUUAUUAAGAGUGGUGAUAAUAUCAGAAUGUCCAUUGCACAAGAUAAUAAGAAGGCAAAUAUUGGAUGUAAAAGCAGUUAUACAUUGCCUUUUUGGCCCGUGACAAGUUCCUCUGAGCAGAAAAUCGUGGCACAAAGUAGAGAAUCUGUUUUUCAAACUGAUGGUCCUUUGCUGGAUUAUAGAGGCUUAAGAGUACAGGGUAGUUCACCAACUCUUAGAAGUGAACACUUAAGAGAAUCAAGUAUUGUGGCCAGACCUCAAAGUGGCAUGAUAUCUGUAUCACCUGCGAGCUCUCCGCUUUCGAUGUCACCUCUUGGUCCUAGAUUUUCUGAAAGAAUGAAAAUGGCCGAGAGAUGCAGGAGGAGUGUUACUGAAGAGAUAAAGAAUUGCAAUAUAGCUUUAAGGAGUACAGAUGAAUCACUAGACAAUUCUAAUUCACGCUUUAUGUUAAAUCGUAAAGAUGAUGGUUUAGAAAUUUCUUGCAAAUCUUUUGAAGAUGUUGAAUUCUUGUUCAAAGAUUUUUGUCCAUCUUCUCUGGAUGACAUUUCUUACAUGAACCGGCCACUUUCUCAAGAAUCAGCUCCCAUCUCUAACAUCACGAGGUUUACUAGAAGUUUGAGUGGACCUUCAGUAAGGAGGUCUUUGGUCGGUUCAUUUGAAGAGUCCCUUUUAUCUGGCCGGUUCGCAUCCGGAAACUAUAGUAAGAAAAUCGAUGGUUUUCUCGCCGUAUUAAGUAUUACUGGGGGAAACUUCUCUCCUAAAUCACAGAAGCUUCCAUUUUCUGUUACUAGUGUUGAUGGAGAUCGGUAUCUAUUGUAUUAUGCAUCCAUUAAUCUUGCGGGGAAUUCUUCACCAAACAUCUUCAGAGGCCAUUUUGUGAAACGGGGGCUUAGAAAUGAUGAUUCACAAAUUGUCAAAAGCCGUUUCCGUAUACCAAUGAAAGGAAGAAUUCAGCUGGUGCUAAGCAAUCCGGAAAAGACUCCUCUUCACACUUUCUUUUGCAACUAUGAUUUGAGUGACAUGCCAGCUGGUACCAAAACAUUCUUGCGCCAGAAAAUCACUCUCGAGUCUUCCAGCACAACUUCCCCUCAGUCGAAAAAUGGUUCAACCGGGUUGGACAGUGGAAAUGACAAGGGUAUUCCACUAGUGCAAAAGAAUCACGACAUCCCGUGUAAUGAGGAAGUAAUGCACACCGAUGCUGUUGAUGUUGUUGUAAAUAAAACAAAAUCUACAGAUCCGAGAAACACAAAGGGUUCUUCUAGCUUAGGGAAUUUACUAAACAAAGAGGAUUCUUCCAAGCAAUCACUAGACAUGAAUAUAUUGAAAGUCCCUUCCUCAGUAAAGCCUGACCAUGGAAGUUUAACCGAUGAAUGUGAAAGGAAUGAAAGAAAGGAAUCUUGGGAGAAAACAUCAUGCAAUGAAUCAGGGAAGUCAUCAAAGAAUUCUAGUAGCGCUGGCCCGCUACGUUAUGCUCUCCACCUCCGCUUUAUCUGCCCUUUUCCUAAGAAGACAAGUAGGUCAGUUCAAAAAUGUAGAUAUAAUUCUCUUUCCGAAAAAGCCGGAUCAGACACAGAAGGCGAACGAAGAUUCUACCUGUGUAAUGAUUUAAAGGUUGUGUUCCCUCAGCGCCAUUCAGAUGCCGACGAGGGAAAGAUGAAUGUGGAAUACCAUUUUCCUGAAGAUCCGAGGUACUUCGACCUCAACUGAAAAUUCUAGUUUACACCAUCUUCAAAAGCAUGCUGCUUUUGCUGACCCUGUUGUACAUAGUUACUUGUUGCUGGCCUUUACUUGAGGCCAUUGUCCUUGAAAAAAUAACACUGACCCUCUUCCUCCUGUAAAUACUUCAACAAUGUCAAUAAUUUAAUGGGUUAACUAUUGUCAAUUGCUUAAA